GCAAGACCACACAUUCCACUCAGCCUUGUAGAUUAACCAGCCCGUCAAACAGCAGCUAAGCAUCACUGAGUAGAUAAGGUAUACAAAGCAGAAAGCCAUGCAGUAACGAACUUCACAGACAGAACCUAGAAACGUAAUGGCAAGUGAUAAGACUCGCUAAGUAGAAGAGAAGAUGCCUCGCACCAUGAUACUUUUAUUAAAGGCGCCAGUAUCCUUCCGUGAACACCAUCUGCUUUUGAUUGGUUUCCUUGGCAUCUGUAUUAUUAAUAGUUUUGCAAGCAGUCAGAAGAACCACACUUUAAUUUUCACCAGGGAAAGCACAAUUCGCAACUGCAGCUGUUCUACUGAUAUCCGUGAUUGCGAUUACAGCCUGGCAAACUUGAUGUGCAACUGCAAAACCGUUUUGCCUUAUACAAUAGACAGAGCCAGCUACAACAGGGACCUGACAGUUUGGUUCACAGAUACCUCCAUGCUGGGAAUGCUGUUGAACUUUACCGUGGUGCAUGACCUGAAGCUUUCCCUCUGUGGCACCACUCCACUGCCAGCAGAAUACUUGGCCAUUUGGGGAUUGCAAAAGUUGCGAAUAAACAGUGAGGUCAAGGGCCAAUUUCCUGAGCAAACUUUAACCAUCUACAAUAACAGUGACCAUGAAAUGAGAGAUGAACUGCAGGUGCUACACAAAGAUAGGCACAUGUUUUUGUAUAUUUCUGUCUUGGAUACAUCUCUUUUCAACGGGUACUCUUUACUGAAGUCCUACAGUGUGGAAAAUGUCUCCAGCAUUACAAAGCAUUUUCCGUGUUUGUCAUACUCAGAUAUGUUCUCAGUCACAAAUAACAAAAGUUAUGUUGUAACAUUCAUUUACUGAGACAAAUUUAGCAGCUUAAACAACAAAGCCAGAGGACCAGUUAAUCUGACAAUAAGACAACAUAUGGGAUUUCUGUAUGUUUGCUCCGUUUGGCCCAAAAGAGAACCUAUAUGUUGGGUUCAUUCUAUCCGUGAUUCUAGUGAUGAUGUUCUCAAAGGUGCGAUUCAAGGUGACUUGAAUACAGAGAACUAAUUCUGCAAAUUGUUUUUUAGAGAACAAAGAAAAUGUGAAACAAUCAACAUUAGAUAUGAUAUAAUAGCAGGUUUUUUCAAAGUGUCUUAAAUACUGAAGAUUGAAACAUUGAUUAAUUUUGUUAUGAGAUAUGCCUUACUUGGGCAUAUAAUAUGUACCUCUGGAUACAGAACUACCUGAUGUAUGCAAUUUGCUUUUACAUAUUUUGCUAGAUAUUCUGCAGUAAAUAUAUGGAAAAUGUACCAGUUGCGUGGAUGGUUAUUAUUUAAGUAAUGUGGAGAGCACUCGGUGAAUUUGGCCUAGCAGGGAGAGCAUUGGGCUGGGACUCAGGAGACCAAAAUCCUGUUCCUAGUUCUGCCACUAGCCUGUUCAAUGACCACUUCCUGUCCUGUGCCUCAGUCUCUCCAUCUGUAAAAUAUGGAUAAUUAUGCUGAUUUCCUUGUGAAGCACUCUGAAAUUUACUGAUGAAUGGCCUAAUAUAAGCAGUGUGUAUUAUUAAGUAUAUGUAUUGAACUUUUUAAAAUAAAGUAGUUUCAUUGUG
Messenger RNA from Gavialis gangeticus (Gharial), 1598 nucleotides. RefSeq names its product chromosome unknown C21orf62 homolog (gene EPCIP). Bases 173 to 865 code for a protein of 230 amino acids. The transcript is spliced from 2 exons. The record is from RefSeq and is a predicted model, not a curated record. Lineage: Eukaryota; Metazoa; Chordata; Crocodylia; Gavialidae.